Molecule: messenger RNA, 1212 nt
Organism: Zingiber officinale
Lineage: Eukaryota; Viridiplantae; Streptophyta; Magnoliopsida; Zingiberales; Zingiberaceae
Product: putative F-box protein At4g17565
Exons: 1
Coding region: 17-1198 (393 amino acids)
Molecular function (GO): protein binding
Source: RefSeq, a predicted model, not a curated record
GCACCGAUCGACAGUCAUGGCGACUGCUGCCUCUUCUUGGUCGCAGCUUCCCAUCGACAUCCUCGUCUCCAUCUUCUGCGAGCUUCCGAUUCGCCAAAUUCUCCGGUGCACGCUCGUUUGCGCCCACUGGUCCGACGCCGUCCGCUCCCUCCGCUACUCUUCUCGCCUCAAGCUUCCUCCUCAGUUCCCCUGGCUAUUGUUCUCUGGCGAGCGGAGCCAUAGCGGUCUCUCCGUCGCACAUUUCUACAACCACCUGGAGAAGGCCUCCCACGCGCUGACCCUCCCCGACCCGCCCAUCCACCGCCGCCUCUGCAUCGGCUCCGCCCACGGCUGGCUCAUCACCGCCGACCACCGCUCCAUGCUCCAGCUUCUCAACCCGCUCACCGGCGAGCACGUCGACUUGCCCCACCUCCCCGACUACAUCAAGCACGUGUACAGCCUCCGCGGCGAGCUCCGGCACUUCAAGCUGGACGACUUCCCCUGGUACGUCCACCCCGGCGAGCUGCGCUCCCAGUUCUUCAAGGCGACUCUCUCCGCCAAUCCUUCCCAGGGAAGCUACACCGUCGUCCUCAUCCACGGCGGCCUAUUCAAGCUCUCGUUCGCGAGGGCCGGCGACGAGAAGUGGACGACUCUAGACGGGAUCAUGCACUGCGACGCCGCCUUCAUGGACGGAACUCUGUACGCCGCCACGAGAAGCGGCGGGGUGCAGGCGUGGGAUCUCUCUGCUCCUGAUCCGACGCUGAGGCACAUCUUGCCUGCGACAGUGGCCUCCCGGAGCCACCGCUACUACUUGGCCCGAACUCCCUCCGGCGAACUCCUGCACGUGCGCACUGAUUUCCUCUUCGGUAGUCUCUUCGAUUGCCUGACGAAUCGGAGAAUCAUCAAGGUGUCACGAGUGGACGUCGAGAGGGGACGGUCGAUCGAGGUGGGCGAUUUGGGAGGGUGCGCGCUCUUCUUAGGCAGCAACCAGUCGAUUUGCCUCUCCUCAGCUAUGUUUCCGGGGCUGGAGCCCGAUUCUGUUUAUAUAACGGAAGACGAUCGUUGCCAGAAGAAGCAAAAGGAAGACGAACAAGUUCGGAAGCUGAUGGCUUAUCGUCUGACAGACGACAAAUGCUGGUCGAUUCCAUUGCCGAACUUGAAUCGGUCGCUUCUUAUUUGGAUCACACCCAACAUCUGCAACACUGAUUAUGCUACUUAAAUCAUAACACAUCA